This is a messenger RNA of Trichoderma citrinoviride, 645 nucleotides long. RefSeq lists its product as hypothetical. Gene Ontology annotation, biological process: N-acetylglucosamine metabolic process. Gene Ontology annotation, cellular component: cytoplasm. The coding region runs from base 1 to 645 and encodes 214 amino acids. NCBI's taxonomy places the organism in Eukaryota, Fungi, Ascomycota, Sordariomycetes, Hypocreales, Hypocreaceae. The transcript has 2 exons. The record is from RefSeq and is a predicted model, not a curated record.
AUGGGGGACCAGAGCUCUCUGCAGCGCGUUGAGGAUGCGCCGUUUCCGUUGACCGAGGUGGACAAGUGGGUGCUUUCGCAGACGGAUGAGGAGUUUAAGCUUCACGACUGGGAGGGCCUCAGGCACAUCAUCGAGACAAAUGACCUCGGUGCCUUGAAGAGAAAGCCCUCGGAUCUCCGCCGCUACAUGGCCUGGACCGCAGAGAUCAAAGCGCAGUACGGCAGCAUGACCCAGUACAUCCUCCAGCACCGUCUACCCAAGGCUUGGGGCCAGCCGCCGUUCACGCCCGAGUCCGAGAUACCCUUUGCCGCCGCCUCCGACUACAAGGUCCUGCUCAACGAUUGGCCGUAUGGAUUGGCGCCGGGAAUCACGCACAUCGUCGUCUGGUCUCGCACGCAGAUCCCAACCGACCCCGACUCGGGCGACCUGACGCCCGAGAGCAGGGCGCAGGUGGAGAGGUUCGUCAAGGAGUACUUUGUCGAUGCGCUCGGGCCGGGAGGGGAGGAUAAGGUGCUCUGGUUUAAGAACUGGGUCGCCCUGCAGAGCGUGCGGACUCUGGAGCAUUUCCAUGUCAUGGUUCGUGAUGUCGGCGAUGAUGUGCUGGAGCGGUGGACGGGAGAGCGGCCUCGACGGGACGCAAAGUGA